AUGACAGCAUCCUACUUACCAUCUAUAUUAGUACCUUUAGCAGGUAUUGUAUUUCCUGGCCUAAGUAUGGCACUAAUAUUUUUAUAUAUUGAAGUAGAAAAUAUCAGUUAA
This is a messenger RNA of Chondrus crispus (carragheen), 111 nucleotides long. The record is from the annotation of a RefSeq genome assembly. NCBI's taxonomy places the organism in Eukaryota, Rhodophyta, Florideophyceae, Gigartinales, Gigartinaceae.